Messenger RNA from Helianthus annuus (common sunflower), 567 nucleotides. RefSeq lists its product as uncharacterized. Lineage: Eukaryota; Viridiplantae; Streptophyta; Magnoliopsida; Asterales; Asteraceae. The transcript is spliced from 3 exons. The record is from RefSeq and is a predicted model, not a curated record. The coding region runs from base 1 to 567 and encodes 188 amino acids.
AUGAGGAAUGAUUCAUGGCCCAAGAAGGGGAGAGGUGGAGUCAGAAAGCUUCUAUACAGACCAUGGAGAGUCAGAAAGCUUCUAGCUAUCGACUCGUUGACAAAUUUAGCGAGCGUGUUAUCACACGCUAAGGUAUUGUUUGCUGUUUUGGUUAGUGACGUACUUGGCAGUGCGAAAGCAUUUGUUACCUCCCUAUAUUCCGAACAAAUACCAACUUCUGUAAAGGAAGCCCAGGGUAAAAAGAACUGGAGAGAAGCAAUGGAAACGGAAAUGCAUGCUCUUGUGAAACACAACACGUGGGAGAAGUGCAUUCUGCCUAAAGGAAAGAAAACAGUUGGAUGUCGGUGGGUGUAUUCAAUCAAAUAUAAACUAGAUGGUUCCUUUGGAAGAUACAAAGCUCGGCUUGUAGCUAAGGGUUACACUCAGACUAUAGGAUCGAUUACUCUGAGACAUUCUCUCCCGUUGCAAAAAUGGACACCAUUAGAGUCCUCUUCUCCGUGGCAGCCAAUAAGGAGUGACCUCUCCACCAGUUUGAUGUUACAAACGCAUUUCUCCAUGGAGACCUAA